GCCUUUCCUCUUUCUGAAUCGAGGCCCGGCUCGCGUCGUUCCAACAACCGGCGGGGAGGACAACAUUUGUGAAUUUUGAUACCUUUCACCACGGUUUAUUCGUUUGAAAUUUUAAUUAGUUAUAAAAUAUUUUUAUGAUGUAGAAUAAUUAUAUAUUUUAUGUUGGGUUGAGUUUUUACUUAAAAAUAUCGCCAACCCGACCCAACCCAAUUAGAAACAAACCGUAGGGUUUAAAUUUUUUUUGCGUGAGUUUGGGUUUGAUAUUUUCCAAACCGUAGUGCAUGGGUUGGGUGAUAAAAUGGCUAAACCCGGACCACCCUACACUCCUAAUACAUAGUACAAAGAGAAGAAAAUCUUUCACAUGGCGCCCACGUAUCGGAAUUUAAAAGUGAACUAAUGAUGAAGCAUAUGCAUGUCAGCUGAAAAAGAAAGGAACGGCCCUACUAACUGCAAUCCAUCAUCUUGCUUCUCCAAGUGGUGGUUUGUUGCACAGUUGCACUCCCCCAAAAUGGAACAACAACUACUACUACUACAUCUUCCACCACUUCCUCCGGCCGCCGCCGGCCGCCGUCUUGGCCUUGUUUUGGGCUGCUUGGUCCUCCUAUUAGCCACCAUUCCUUGCAAUCAUUGUCACCGGCAUUUCCCGGUAUCGGCGGAGGAAGGUGGGAAUGUGAACCGCAGCAGUUUUCCGGCGGGCUUCGUGUUCGGAGCUGGCUCAAGUGCUUACCAGUACGAAGGCGCAGCAAAUGUUGACGGGAGGGGCCCAAGUAUCUGGGAUGUUUUCACUAACAAAUACCCAGGAAGGAUAGAUGACGGCAACAAUGGCGACAGAGGAGUGGAUUUCUAUUAUCGCUAUAAGGAAGACAUCAAACUCAUAAAGGAUGUGAAUAUGAAUGGUUUCAGAAUCUCCAUCUCAUGGUCUAGAAUAUUACCAACUGGAAGGAUUAGUGGAGGAGUGAAUGAGAAAGGGAUCAUGUUCUAUCACAACCUUAUCGACGAGCUUCUUUCAAACGGUAUUGAGCCUUUUGUGACAAUCUACCACUUUGAUCUUCCCCAAGCUCUGGAAGAAGAGUACGGUGGCUUCUUAAGCCCGCGCAUUGUUGACGAUUACAAAGAAUUUGCAGAGCUGUGUUUCAGAGAGUACGGUGGGAAAGUGAAGAAGUGGAUCACAAUCAACGAGCCAUGGACGAUCAGCAUCUUCGGAUACGAACAGGGGAUUUUCGCCCCGGGCCGAUGCUCCAACUGGGUCGACCCGGCCUGCCAGGCCGGAGACUCUGCUACUGAACCUUACAUUGUUUCCCACCAUGUCCUCCUUUCUCAUGCCUCUGCCGUCAAUCUUUACCGCAAAAAAUUUCAGAAGCGGCAAAAUGGGGAGAUCGGGAUAGUGCUGAAUUGUUUCUGGAUGUUGCCUUACUCGAACUCCACAGUCGAUAAGGCGGCGGCAGAAAGAGCUGUCGAUUUCGUCUUUGGCUGGCAUAUGGAACCCAUAACCUACGGGAGGUAUCCCAAGUCCAUGGAAGCAAACGUUGGGGAGAGACUGCCAAAUUUCACCAAGGAACAAUCGUUGAGCUUGAUUGGAUCCUAUGAUUUUGUUGGGGUUAACUACUAUUCUUCAUUUUAUGCUAUAGAAAGCAAGAUGGCCGACAAAACUAGGCUUAGAUAUCAGACGGAUUCCCUAACCGAAUGGAAGUCGGAGAAAGAUGGUAUUCCGAUUGGACCUCACGGUGCAUUGUUUUGGCUGAAUGUGUAUCCACAAGGAAUUCGCGACGUCAUGAACCAUGUCAAACGCAAAUACAACAAUCCACCUACGUAUAUAACCGAAAACGGGCUUGACGAAGAGGCAGAAGGAAUUACAGUGGAAGAAUCCCUCCAUGAUCCGAAGCGAACACAAUACAUCAAGACCCAUCUUCUGCAACUUCAGAAAGCCAUCAACGAGGACGGGGCAAACGUAAGAGGGUAUUUUGCGUGGUCGUUUCUUGACAACUACGAGUGGUGUAAUGGCUACGCGGUGAGGUUCGGGCUUCACUAUGUUGAUUAUCAGAAUGGGAUGAGACGUGUCCCGAAGCACUCUGCCAACUGGUUUGCAGACUUCCUCCUCCAUUCCAACCACAGUACCGCCGCCGCCGCCGACCGUCAUCUCCGCCUCACGCAGCCUCAGGGAUCCUCGUGCUCUUCCUAGCUUGUCAUUCCGAUGUAUGUUUGGAAGCCCAACCGGUCUCAAAUAUUUCAGAAAGGAGGGAGGAAAUGGGCGGCCGGCGAGGGUUUAUCAACCAAAAUGGGAAGAAUUACACUCUUUGUUUACAACCCCCGGCUAUAUAAUUAGUACAUGAAAUUAAAAAAAAACAAAACAAAACAUUACAAUUAACAAAUAUAUCCCUAAACUAUAAACAUGUCCUCUCAGCAACAUCCUACUACAACACUCCAUGCAUGCUCGUGUUAGAAACACACUUCUUGAACUUCUUUAUCGUUUAAUUUAUGUUUGGGUGACUUCGGGUAUUAUUUGGUGGUUUUUGGGCAUAUUUAAGUUUAGUUAUUUGAUAAUUUCUGUUAGAAGAUAUAAGUUUGGUAGUUAGUGUGAAUUAUUCGGGUUAUAUAUUAGGUAAUUAGUUGGUACUUUCUCAUUAAACAAAUAAUGAACAUAAUUCACCAAACGCUAAUUUCUCUAUUUCGACCAAACCCUCCUCCUCUCUUCCUCAAGCUCGCCAUCGGCCACCGCCCGGCCAGCCGGUUUCCUCCCUCUCCGACAACUCUCUUCCCCAAUUCCCUGUUCUCAAUCUCUAAUCUAUCUUUAAUUCUCUAUCGAUCCUGAUCUCAGAACUCUAGACAAAAGACACCAAGAUCUGAGGUUACUUACAGUGGUAACAAAGUCUGAUUGACGUAUGAGUUAGCAGAAGAAGCGCGAUGGAACAACCACCGUAGAAGAAGUAGCGGGAUAUCGAGACCGUGCAGCACAUCACUCACAGUGAGGGUCUCCAAGAGAAGCUGAAGACAAUGGAGGAUCACCAAAUCAACAUUUAUGUGCAUAUGGGAGAGGUGAACGAGACUCUCUAGGAGAUAGCAAUAAGGAACAACACGAGCUAAGAUCGUUGAUGGAGAUGAUGAAGAUGGAGUUGGCAUCGUAGGGGCUACUUGCGAUGCCGGAGAAGACGACAGAGACGACAUUGGAGGCAAGGACAACGUUGAACAUGGUAAUCGAGUUGGCGGCCAACAAACCGGGGUAAACGCAGGGAAUGAAGGCCGGAGCUGAAGCUGAGGCGACCGGGGGCUCGACCUAGGUCACGAACCGAGACAACAUGUGGCAAGCACAAGAGUGGCGACAAUGGAACCCUUCCGCCGAGAGGGAUGGUGCGUGCGGGCCAGGGUUUGGUCUGGCCAAACCCUGCUACGGGACUAUUACCCACACCUAUGGCCUAGGAGGUCGCAAUGCUGCGUGAAAAGACCAAGAUGUCCGGCUACGACUCGGUGGGCUGGGAGAUUGGCUUUGGGCCACUGGGCCCAAAAGUUGGAAAGGAAAAUCAUAUAUUGGGUGGACAUGGCCCGAGUUACAUGCGGAUCGACUGGGCAAGAGGGCGGAAGAGAUGAGCCUGACAUAUCAGAGCAAGGAAUGGGCCGAGUUUGACCCAAGAAGUGGGUCGCUGGGCCGAGAUUACCAUCCAACUAGAUGAGUAUAGGUUGAAGUGGAGCUUACCGAAGCAGGCAGACUAGGAUUGGAUGGACUAGACAGGGUCGAACAGAAUCGGGCCUAUUCGGGCCAGAGUCAAAUUGGAAGAACCCAAAUUAACCUAAAACGGGGGUGAUUCAGACCGAAUGAGCCAGUGGAAGAGUAUGUGUGGCGCUUCUGAAACUGUGUACCCGCCUCUGACAACACCAAAAGCUUACCAGCAUCGCUCAGACAGACAGUGGGAGGUGGGUCAAGGAUCUGGAGCUGGGGAAGGAGGAAUGAGUGAUGGGAAUUCGAUAUUCAGCCUAUGAGGAGGUAGGACCGGUGCAGUAGAGAGGAAGGUCUUUGGGGCCGUCACGACAUUGGCAAGUCAUCGCUUAUAAAUCUAUGUAUGAGGG
Molecule: messenger RNA, 4059 nt
Organism: Linum trigynum
Lineage: Eukaryota; Viridiplantae; Streptophyta; Magnoliopsida; Malpighiales; Linaceae
Source: the annotation of a GenBank genome assembly